CAUCACGUCACAUAAAGAGGCACGAGAGUUUGUUGAAUCUCAAAUCCUGCGUUGCAAAAAGUCCCGUGUAAACUUGUAGAAACCAAACAUUUUCUAACAUCCAAACACUUAAUCUCAAAUUCGCUGCUCUCGUCUAAGAAUCUGGUAAAGUUGUCGUCUUUAAUCUCGGAGGAAUUUGGGGGUAGAGUUUUGCUGCUGAGGAAUUUGAAGUAACGCCACCUUCGAUUGCUGUCAUUUGGUCUCUAUUCCGAUCGAAAAGAACUUUGCGGGAGGGAGCAGGAAAAGUUUUGAAAAGGGUGUUGUAUAGCGUUAUGAAUGCAGUGGCAAGCAGAGCGGUGGGAGGGGGAGCGAGCCCUCGGACAAUACUGAUAACUGGGGUGGGCAGAGGGCUGGGAAGAGCCCUAGCCUUGGAGCUGGCCAAGCAAGGCCACACGGUGGUUGGUUGCUCUCGAACCCAGGAUAAGCUCGACUCCCUAAAAUUGGAGCUUGCAGCCGCCACCCCUGCUUCUCCAUCUUCUACAGAACCCAAUUCUUUGUCCUCCAACAAACACUUGUUGAUCAAUGCUGACAUCACAUCGAACAACAGCAUUGAAGAGCUGGCGCAUGUGGUGAUGGAAAAGAAUGGCAUUCCAGAUAUCGUAGUAAACAAUGCAGGCGCAAUCAACAAAAACAACAGGAUUUGGGAGGUGACUGAGGAAGAGUUCGAUACUGUUAUUAGCACAAACGUGAAGGGGAUAGCAAAUGUGCUGCGUCAUUUCAUCCCACUGAUGCUUCCAAAGAAGCAAGGGAUCAUAGUCAACAUGUCAUCUGGAUGGGGAAGGUCAGGAGCUGCACUGGUUGCGCCUUACUGUGCAUCGAAAUGGGCUGUUGAAGGUUUAACUAGAUCUGUUGCAAAAGAGUUGCCUGAAGGAAUGGCAAUUGUUGCACUCAAUCCCGGUGUCAUAAACACCGACAUGCUUGUUUCGUGCUUCGGAAACUCAGCUGAAUUGUACCAAACACCUGAAUCAUGGGCAUCGAAGGCUGCUACAAUGAUAUUGAACCUCACAGUAGCAGACAAUGGUGCAUCUCUCACUGUUUGAUGAAGUAGUAUCACCUUAGAGUUUGGCAUGCACAUAUCAUAUUACCUUAAUCAUAAUGUAUCAUUUUUUGUUUUUCAAAAUUUAUUCAUACUUCGUUACUUGAUGUGUUUUAAGAUUUGUUUGACAUUAGUAUUGUUCUUGGCUGUGAAAUCGUGGCCUCUUUGAUAUAUUUGAGAGUUAAGUAGGUCUACGAGUAGCAGAACGUUGGGCCAAACGAUUGAGCAAAUUGGUAUAAGAAAGGUCUUUUAAAGAAGAGAAGACAAGUUCUCCGAUGAACCAAUAUGUGUAUCUGAUUUUGAUUGCUUUUCUUUUUUUUUUUCUUUUUUUUUUUUAUGGGAUUUUGAUUGAACUUUUGGUCACCGUUUAUCUGCUCAUCUUUAUGUGGAUGCUUAAAAUUUGGCAACUUUCUUAUGCUUUGCUUGUGAAAAUAUUGAAUCUUAUGAGGAGAAAGUAUUGAGAUGUGGAUUUGGUAGUUGUAUUUUAUUGAGAAGUUGAACCCGUUUUAAGAUGAAAGAGUUAAACAGGUACAUUUUUUUUUUCUCAUUCUUAUAGCCUUCAUUUUGAGGUU
This is a messenger RNA of Morus notabilis, 1647 nucleotides long. Its product is annotated as NADPH-dependent pterin aldehyde reductase. The transcript has 2 exons. Lineage: Eukaryota; Viridiplantae; Streptophyta; Magnoliopsida; Rosales; Moraceae. The record is from RefSeq and is a predicted model, not a curated record. Gene Ontology annotation, biological process: folic acid-containing compound metabolic process. The coding region runs from base 312 to 1079 and encodes 255 amino acids. Gene Ontology annotation, cellular component: cytosol. Gene Ontology annotation, molecular function: oxidoreductase activity, acting on the CH-OH group of donors, NAD or NADP as acceptor.